GAGUAUUACGCGCUCAUUCAUUGAACAGCGCUUUGCUAGUGCACGCGUAACGAGUUCCUAGAAGUGAUCAUCCCGUUCGAGAAAAAAGAAAAAGGAAUUAAGUGAAGCAAUUAGCAGUCACACGGUUAAGUGUUCAAAAUCCUUAAAAACUAGUUUAAUCACACGAAGAUGGCAGCCAAGGCACCAGCAGUCGGAAUCGAUCUCGGAACCACCUACAGUUGUGUGGGAGUUUUCCAACAUGGCAAGGUGGAAAUUAUUGCAAACGACCAAGGUAACCGGACGACGCCGUCCUACGUUGCAUUCACCGAUACGGAGCGUUUGAUCGGUGACGCAGCCAAAAACCAGGUCGCCAUGAACCCGACGAAUACAAUCUUCGAUGCUAAGCGACUGAUCGGUCGCAAAUUCGACGAUAGCACCGUGCAGGCCGAUAUGAAACAUUGGCCUUUUGAAGUUGUGUCUAUCGAGGGCAAACCAAAGAUUCAGGUCGAAUACAAGGGUGAGACGAAGAACUUUUUCCCAGAGGAAAUCAGUUCGAUGGUUCUAACCAAAAUGAAGGAGACUGCCGAAGCUUACCUGGGUAAGACGGUAACCAAUGCCGUCAUUACCGUUCCCGCUUACUUCAACGAUUCUCAGCGUCAGGCAACCAAAGAUGCCGGAACGAUCGCCGGGUUGAAUGUCUUACGUAUCAUCAACGAACCGACAGCAGCAGCCAUCGCUUACGGACUGGACAAGAAGACCGCUGGCGAACGAAACGUGCUUAUCUUCGAUCUUGGCGGAGGUACGUUCGAUGUUUCGAUUCUGUCGAUUGACGAUGGUAUUUUCGAGGUCAAAUCCACCGCUGGUGACACUCAUCUUGGUGGAGAGGAUUUCGAUAACCGGCUGGUAACUCAUUUUGCUCAGGAAUUCAAGCGGAAGCACAAGAAAGAUUUGUCCACCAACAAGCGUGCCCUGCGUCGUCUGCGUACGGCGUGCGAACGUGCGAAGCGUACUUUGUCAUCGUCGACUCAGGCUAGCAUUGAGAUCGACUCGUUGUUCGAGGGUACCGACUUUUAUACCUCGAUUACCCGUGCUCGUUUCGAAGAGCUGAACUCGGAUCUUUUCCGUUCAACAAUGGAACCGGUCGAGAAGGCUAUCCGUGAUGCUAAAAUGGACAAAGCUGCCAUUCACGAUAUCGUCCUAGUCGGUGGAUCCACCCGUAUCCCGAAAGUGCAGAAGUUGCUGCAGGACUUCUUCAACGGUAAAGAACUCAACAAAUCCAUCAACCCCGAUGAGGCAGUUGCUUAUGGUGCUGCUGUCCAGGCAGCCAUUUUGCACGGUGAUAAGUCGGAGGAGGUGCAGGAUUUGCUGUUGCUCGAUGUUACGCCGUUGUCGCUCGGUAUCGAAACCGCUGGAGGUGUUAUGAGCGUUCUUAUUAAGCGAAAUACCACUAUUCCAACCAAGCAGACCCAGACCUUCACCACCUACUCGGACAACCAACCUGGUGUGCUGAUUCAGGUAUUUGAAGGCGAACGCGCAAUGACCAAGGACAAUAAUUUACUCGGAAAGUUUGAACUUUCUGGAAUUCCACCAGCGCCGCGAGGUGUUCCACAGAUCGAGGUAACCUUCGAUAUCGAUGCCAACGGUAUCUUGAAUGUGACGGCACUAGAGAAAUCGACCAACAAGGAGAAUAAGAUCACCAUCACCAACGACAAGGGCCGUCUCAGCAAAGAGGACAUCGAGCGAAUGGUGAACGAAGCGGAAAAAUACCGUUCCGAGGACGAGAAACAGAAGGAAACCAUUUCCGCCAAGAAUGCCUUGGAGUCGUACUGUUUCAACAUGAAAGCCACCAUGGAGGACGACAAACUCAAGGACAAGAUCACCGACAGUGACAAAACUUUGAUCAUGGACAAGUGUAACGACACCAUCAAGUGGUUGGACGCUAAUCAGUUGGCUGAGAAGGAAGAGUACGAACAUCGUCAGAAGGAGCUGGAAUCCGUCUGCAGUCCCAUCAUUACCAAGUUGUACCAGAGCGCUGGUGGUGCACCUGGUGGAAUGCCUGGAUUCCCAGGUGGUGCGCCAGGAGCUGGAGCUGGUGGCGCUGCCCCUGGUGCCGGAACCGGUUCUGGACCUACCAUCGAGGAAGUCGAUUAAACGACUACAAGAAACAUACUUAUAAAUAAAUAAAUAAAAUAAAUUUUUAACUCAAUUAUAGUUCUAA
This is a messenger RNA of Wyeomyia smithii (pitcher-plant mosquito), 2197 nucleotides long. It is a transcript of the gene Hsc70-4, whose product is annotated as heat shock 70 kDa protein cognate 4. Gene Ontology annotation, biological process: protein refolding; cellular response to unfolded protein; vesicle-mediated transport. The coding region runs from base 169 to 2130 and encodes 653 amino acids. The transcript has 2 exons. Lineage: Eukaryota; Metazoa; Arthropoda; Insecta; Diptera; Culicidae. Gene Ontology annotation, molecular function: ATP binding; heat shock protein binding; ATP-dependent protein folding chaperone. Gene Ontology annotation, cellular component: nucleus; plasma membrane; cytosol. The record is from RefSeq and is a predicted model, not a curated record.